AUUACUAUUAAUUUGCUUACUAUUUUUUAUUUAUUUUUUAAUUAAUCGAUCUUUAAUAGUUUCCGAAGAGAAGAUCGAAGAAGUUUAAUUUAUUUAUUAAUGUUUGUUUUAAGUUAAAAAGUAAGUAAAGAGAAAAGAAGAAAUGGGGCACCACUCUUGCUGCAACCAGCAGAAGGUAAAGAGAGGGCUGUGGUCGCCCGAAGAAGACGAAAAGCUCGUCCGAUACAUCACCACUCACGGCUACGGCUGCUGGAGCGAAGUCCCGGAAAAAGCAGGUCUUCAAAGGUGCGGCAAGAGUUGUCGAUUGAGGUGGAUAAACUAUUUGAGACCGGAUAUUCGGCGGGGGAGAUUUACACCAGAAGAGGAGAAACUAAUCAUCAACCUUCACGGGGCGGUUGGGAAUAGAUGGGCCCACAUAGCGAGUCAUCUUCCAGGGCGAACCGACAACGAGAUCAAGAACUACUGGAACUCGUGGAUCAAGAAAAAGAUCCGAUCAAAGGUGGCGCCGCCCUCGACGUCAUCCUCGAACACGAUCGCGCCGCCGCCGAAAUCGGACCAAAUAAUUCCCCAAUUAACCCAAAACCCUAAUUUCAUGAGCAGCAACAACAACAACAAUCAAGACAACUCUCAACUCCAUCAAUCCACAAUCUUCCCUCUCCUCCCAAACCCUAACCCUUUCAUCUUCGACAUCGGCGCCGGCGGCGACCCGUCGUCGGCCCCCAGCGCCGGUGCCGGCCACAUUAAUAUCCUCCAAGAAAACCCUAAUCCGGCCGAAACAUGGCAGAACAUGAACCCGCACGGCGAUAAUCAAGCCGGCGCCGUCGUCGUUCACCCGUCGCCGGAGAUGAUCCAAUUCGCGGGAUGCGGCGCCGCCGCCGCCACGAUGAAUUCCGGCUGCUGCCUGACGCCGAUCAUCGAGAACUUCGAGAGCUUAAUGGCGCCGGAAAUGGCGGCGGCGGCAGCGGCGGUGGCGGCGAAUGGGAUGAAUGAGUGGGUGGAUUUGCCUUGCCCUAAUUAUUUCUUUUGGGACCAAAAUGAUGGAGGGCAAAUUGGGGGAGAUGAUGAGAUUAUUACAACUUCUUCUUCUCAUAUGGGGACUAUUUUGUCUUCUUUCCCUUCCUCCAUAUGAUAAUUAAUUAUUUAAUCAAAAAAAAAAAGAAAAAAAAAAGACAUAUAUAUAUAUAUUA
This is a messenger RNA of Andrographis paniculata, 1187 nucleotides long. RefSeq names its product MYB-like transcription factor EOBI. The coding region runs from base 143 to 1129 and encodes 328 amino acids. The transcript has 3 exons. NCBI's taxonomy places the organism in Eukaryota, Viridiplantae, Streptophyta, Magnoliopsida, Lamiales, Acanthaceae. The record is from RefSeq and is a predicted model, not a curated record.